Salvia hispanica is the source of this 1110-nucleotide messenger RNA. NCBI's taxonomy places the organism in Eukaryota, Viridiplantae, Streptophyta, Magnoliopsida, Lamiales, Lamiaceae. The record is from RefSeq and is a predicted model, not a curated record.
AUGGCAGAAGCAGUGGUGUCUAUUGCUCUUGAAACCAUCCGUGAUUUGCUAUUGGAAGAGGGAAGGUUUUUAGCUGGUGUUGCCCAUCAAGUCAAGGAGCUCGAGCGGCAGCUCAAAGAGAUGAAGUGUUUCCUCAAAGACGCUGACAAACGACGACAUGAAAGCAGUACCAUCUUCAAUUGGAUAUCCGAGAUCAGAGAUCUCGUCUACAGAUCUGAAUCCACCAUUGAAAGACACGCAGCUUGUCAAGUUUGUUCAAGGAGAAGAGGCCUCAGACAUUUGGUCCGCAAAUAUUCCUGCAUUUUGACAGACUGCAACUCACUCCACCAAUUAGGCUCUGAGAUUUCACAAAUCACAACAAGACUGGAGAGGAUAAGCAUGGCUAUGCAAGAAAAAGGCAUAACACGGAGCAUACUCAUCAAUCCGAAAGGAGAGGGGGAAAGCUCGGGUGGAAACAACAUGUCAAGGAAGACAUUCCCCUAUUUGGAGACGGGAGAUUGCUUCCUAGGCAUGGAGGAUGAGCUGAAGCUACUUGUUCAUCACUUAGGGAAAGACACAGAGAAUCGGAUUAUUUCGGUGUGGGGAAUGGGCGGCUCAGGCAAGACCGCCAUUGCCAAGAAGCUCUACAACGAGACGACCGACAUUGACCUCUCAGCGUGGGUUUGCAUUACUGAGCAAUGUGAGAGUCGAUCAGUUUGGGAGGAUGUUCUGAGGCAGCUUGAAAAGAAGAGGAGUGUUUCAAUCCUGAACGAUGAGCCACGAACAAGCGCGGAGAUUCCAAAUUUGAGCUACUCAGAGUUGGUUGACCGACUAUGUGAGAUACAAAAAGAAAAGCGAUGUCUCAUAGUGUUGGAUGAUCUUUGGGAAGUUUCUCAUUGGGAGGAGUUGAAGCAUCCAUUCAUUGUCCAAGAUUUGCAGAGCAAAAUAUUGGUGACAACACGGGAACAAAAGGUUGCAGAGAUUGGAUUGGCAGUGAAACAUGGGCUUUUACAAAUUGAUGCUGCUUUGGAACUACUCAAAAACAAAGCAUUUCAGCAUGGAAACAUUCCAGGUCAGUUUUAUAUUACUCCUUCGUCUUCUAGAAAUAGACACUUUCUAAUGCGAAAUUGA